Saprolegnia diclina VS20 is the source of this 1838-nucleotide messenger RNA. RefSeq lists its product as hypothetical. The coding region runs from base 25 to 1794 and encodes 589 amino acids. The record is from RefSeq and is a predicted model, not a curated record. NCBI's taxonomy places the organism in Eukaryota, Oomycota, Saprolegniomycetes, Saprolegniales, Saprolegniaceae. The transcript is spliced from 7 exons.
UUCCGAGUCGAGCAAGCAAGAAGCAUGGACGAGAAGGAAGCGGCCGGAAGCGACGUCGAGGCCAAGACGACCGAUUCCAAGCGCCGGGCCUCCGACUCGGACGACGACGACCGCGCGCCGGACGCGCCAUCCGCCGACGUCGUCGCGCUCCGCGAUGGGUACAACCAGACGUACAUCAUCCAGUCAAGCAAGAGCCAUCUGCAUGAGGUGCUCUUCCGCUGUGGCAACUGGUGCUACACGGGCAAGGUCGACGUCGGCGACGCCGAGAUCGCGCUCGCCGACUUGCCCGUCGUGAUCCCGGCGCUCCAGAAGCAGCAGGGCUCGCUGCAGUUCCUCUGCGAGUGGAAGCAGAUCCCGGCCACGUCGCCGUAUGCGAUGCCCCUCGAGACGCUCUACGACGCGUUCGACUUUAUUGGCACCGAGCUCGCGUCCAAGGCCAUUGAGAAGAAGCUCAUGAAGGCGGCGCAAGACAACACGUGGGUCGACGACGACGCGGACGCCAAGAACUUUUUCGAGCUCGAGACCGGUGGUUUUGACUGUUUUGACGGCAUCGACCUCGUUGCGAGCAAGACCUUUGUCCGCGGCCUCGUCUUGGUUGUCAUCUACUACCAGCGGAGUUUUUACGUGGUUCUUCAAGAAGGCGUCGGCGAGCAGCCAUUGCUUGACGUACGCUUCCCGGAUCUGACGCAGCACCUCCAAGGCGUGCAUCUGCGCCACUACCAAGAGAAUUUUAUGAACAUGAAGAAGCUCGUGCUGUGGCAAGCGAUGCCAAGCGACAGCAAGCCCAAGAGCCCGCCCAAGACGUUUCAAAUGCAAUGCAAGGACGUGAGUGGCACCGGCUACAACCAAACGUUCUUGAUCCAGCGCACACAGCCGCUCGAAGGCCAUCCCGAAAGCAAACUUCGUGAAGUGCUCUUUCGGUUUGGGAGCUGGUGCUACAACGGACACGUCGACCUCGGUCCCAAGCUCGAGCUCUCGGACAUCCCCGUGGUCAUUCCGAUGCUGCGCCGGCAACAAAGCGCCCUUACGUUCAUGUGCGAAGUCACCAAGAUGCCAGCGACGUCCCUUUUUGCGUCGACAAUGGAAUACAUUGCGAGCAUUGUUCCUGCCAUCCAAGCAGAGCUCGCGGCCACGGAAGAGAUUCUCGCCGGGCUCCAGAAGAAGGGUGACAGCAACGACGUCAGUCGGUGGCUCAACGACGAAGCCGCCGAGUGUUUCUUUGAGCUCGGCAUCGAGCCCACCCCACAGCUCAAGCACGUCGAAGCAAUCGCGUGCAAGGUGUACACGGGCACGCUCGUCAUGAUCGUGCUCUACUACGACAAUGCCUUUUACGUGCACAUUGAAGACGGCGAGGACGAGCAGCCGCUUCUCGACACGCGGUUUCCGGACGUCACGUGCCAAAAGAAUGGCUUCCAGGUCAAGACGCUCCGUAAUGGCGUCAAGGGCUUCCCGGAGCUCCGCAAGAUUUCGCUGUGGAAGGUCAAGUAUGGCGACGGUGAUGGCGACGAGGACCGCGUGCCCGAGACGAUGAACCUUAUUGCGCAAAAGAAGGUGUUGCAUGGCCAGGUCGCGGCGCUGGAUCUCGGUGCGGACGCCAAGACGACCGAGCGCCGAAAGGAAGAGGACGUGAAAGGCGGCUCGCCCACGAACCGCAAGAUCAACAUGCCCCACCACAUUGCGCCGCUCAAGACGAGCACGAACCUCAAGUCCAAGCUCAAGGACCUCGGGCCCGUCGAGUCGCUCAAGGCGCCGUGGGACGAGACCGGUCGGCCCGUGCUCGGAAGCCGCAAAUAAGACGCUAGGGCGUGUCGCCAAUACGUGUUGCUAUGCCUAUUCCA